UGUCGAUGUUGCGUGAUUAAACAACUUCCAUCAAGAUGGCAGAACCAACUAUCAACGUAGAGCCCGACCUCGUGCCGGAUGAACAGUCCGAGGAAGAGCAUGACUCUUCGAUUGGAUCGAGCCUAGCAUCCACGUCUGAGAGCUUGAGAAGCUCUAUUCUAGACUAUCGAAAGGAAAACGGCAGGACCUAUCAUCGGUAUAAGGACGGAAAGUAUAACCUUCCUAAUGACGACGUCGAGAAAGAGAGACUUGACUUGCAGCAUAACCUGUUUAUUUUGAUGCUCGACAACAAACUCGGUCUCGCACCUCCGAAUAAUCCUAAUUCUAAGGCCAAACGUGUUCUUGAUGUUGGCACCGGAACGGGAAUAUGGGCCAUCGACUAUGCUGACGAACACCCUGAAGCAAAAGUGAUCGGCGUCGACCUCUCACCAAUUCAGCCUGAUUUUGUUCCUCCGAACGUGGAGUUCUUUAUCGACGAUAUCGAAGAGCCGUGGAACUUCUCUGAGCCAUUCGACUAUGUUCACAGUCGAAUGAUGACGUUUAGCAUCAAGAGUUGGCCGAACCUUGCGAGCAGCAUUUAUGACAAUCUUGUUCCGGGUGGUUAUGUGGAGCUUCUCGAAAUCGAUCUCUUCGCCCACUCAGACGACAAGACCCUUACAGAAGAUCAUCAUCUCUCCAAACUCAUCCACCUUCUUGACGAAGCAUCUACCAAGAUUGGUCGCCCAUUCCAGGAUAAUAAAAAGAAUAAGGAUAUUCUGCGCGAUGCAGGAUUUGUGGAUAUUGUCGAGACUGUUUUUAAGUGGCCGACGAACCGCUGGCCUCUGGAUAAAAGGUACAAGGAGAUUGGGGAGUGGAAUAAUCUCAACAUGGAUAGUUUCAAGGGUCUUGAAGCAUUGUCCAUGGCAGCUUUGACAAGAGUUCUGGGGUGGACCCAGGAAGAGGUUACGGUCUUUUUGGCAAAGGUCAGAAGGGACCUGAAUGACAGGACCAUUCAUGCUUAUUGGCCGGUGUAAGUACAUCACAUCUUUCAGUGUCAACAUACUAAAGUAGUCAGAUACUCAACCUAUGGCAGGAGACCUCUGGAUUGAGCAGUGGGCCAAAUGUUUAGGACUUUUUUUUUAAAUUGGUAUCCUGUACCAUGGGAAUUUAUCAGUAAUACGUGUGUAUCAGACUAGGUUUCUUGCCCUAAAGAAGCAUCCCAGUAAUCAUGAGAAGCACGGCGAUUCCACCAACUGGUAUACUCAAGCGUUGUGCAUUGUCAGUCACAGGUGCUGCACCACCUGUAGAUGACUCCUGAGCAGUACUUGAAGUCCUUGAAGCA
This is a messenger RNA of Fusarium verticillioides 7600, 1321 nucleotides long. RefSeq lists its product as hypothetical. Gene Ontology annotation, molecular function: methyltransferase activity. The record is from RefSeq and is a predicted model, not a curated record. Lineage: Eukaryota; Fungi; Ascomycota; Sordariomycetes; Hypocreales; Nectriaceae. The coding region runs from base 36 to 1013 and encodes 325 amino acids. The transcript has 7 exons.